Molecule: messenger RNA, 5898 nt
Organism: Frieseomelitta varia
Lineage: Eukaryota; Metazoa; Arthropoda; Insecta; Hymenoptera; Apidae
Exons: 11
Coding region: 42-2753 (903 amino acids)
Source: RefSeq, a predicted model, not a curated record
AGGCCACGCAACGAGAUGUUGAACGCGAACGUCGGCAACGAAUGGAGGCCGAAGCUCGGGUUCGCGAGGCUACGGCUGAAGCUGAAAGAGCACGUUCUAGGGUUCAUCAUCUCCAGAGAGAGUUGGCCAGGAUGGAGGAGACGUCACGGGGGUUGCUGCAGCACAAGCACAGGGCCGAGCAGCUGAAGCAAGAGAAAACUGCGCUCACACUCUCUUACGAGACACGCGUACACCAGUAUCAGGCACAGAUCUCGAAGCUGCAGCUGGAGAACGAGUCGAUGAGGGGUCAGCUGCGCGGUUUGGAGGCUGCAUGCGCUGGUGAGGUGCACGCUGCGUUGGUGGCACGUCUGGCGACCUUGGAAACGGAGCACGCCGCCUUGGCGCGAGACGCGGACGCUCAGCGUCGCCAGUACGAGCGGUGCCUGGACGACGUCGCCAACCAGGUGGUCCGCGCCCUUCUAUCCCAAAAGGGUCUCAGGGAAGAAAUCGGUGCGUUGCAGAGGCGCAUACGGGAGCUCGAAGCUCAAAAUCGAGCGCUCUCAGGAUUGUUGGCCCAGGCGGCGAAUCCUGGAAGUCCGACAGAAUUGAUUCAAGGGAUUCUCGAAGCUGGACCAGCGGCGGUGGUCGCUGCCCUUGGUCUGGAUCCAGCUUGGGUUCCCUUGUCAAGGCCACGCUCGCUCAAUUUGCAGAUACCAGUCAUGGCUGCUACGAAAUGUCGAAGAAACAGACCUCUGGCCCAGAAACCGUCAGAGGAGGAAGGUAGCGAGAGCCCGGAGAGCGGGAACAGAGACGAGGGUUAUUCAACGAUGUCCAGCGACGUGCAGGGUGAGGGUGCUCGACAGGAACCAUCCCGGGGAUUGGAGGAUCUGAAGGAGGCGACAGACGAGACGGAAGCAGACGUUUCGCCGGAUGCACGGCUGGUCGCCCUUGACGCCGGCGACCCGGACGUGCUGUUUUUGCCGUUGAAUCUCACCGUAGGAAUAAACCCGCGUCACAGUUAUCCCCCGACCAAAGACCUGCUGCCGUAUCAGCACGUGAUGCGUAGCUUCUCCGACAGUCACCUAUGCCUCAAGCUGACCACCACGACCAAUUUCACACCGUACAAGCUGCCAAGCCCCAUGGGAUCCUCUUCUUUGCUUCUAGUCGAGGAGGAAGGCUGGGACGCCGAGUACGUGCAACAGUGGCUCAGGUUGGACGACAGCAGGAGUGCUCAACAACAUCGAGACCUCCUCGAGUUGGAAUACGACAGAGCAGAAUUGGAAGAUUGGAGUUUCUCGUUGUCCACGGAGGACCUCGUUCAAAAUGAAUCCACGGUAUGGAAGGAGCCCGCUACUACCACCACCCCGGCUCUUCCAGCAAUCAAGGAACAUAAUCCUCUGGAAUUGGAGGAGGACGCGAACGAAUGCUUGUGGAAUGGUGCCAGUUACCUUGCUGAUAGAACAGGAGGCGAAUUGGUUGCCCUUCUAAUGGAUGCCAGAGCAACUGGAUCAUGGCCAUACGCUACGAGUCCAGGUGCCUCCUGGAGCAGCGAGGAGGGAGCGUUCGAAAAUUCGAGCAAACGAUCCUCGGCGGCAUUAUCCGGUUGCAGCGACGAUCCGGACUCCCCUUCAAUUGGCACGGAUUUCACCAGGGAUUUCUACAGGCUGGUAAAGUUCGAGAGUACGAAAAGCUUGGCAAGCACGUCGUCGAGAAGCGGCAGGCCUCCGCCGGAUAGGGAACAAGCCUUACAGAGCGUGUUGUCCUUUAUCGCCGAACAACAAAUGUAUUUGGCCGAAUUGCCAAACGGUCUGCUGGAACACAACAGUGCAACCCAUGCAACGGAAGUUCUAGAGGAAACCGAGCACAAAGAUGAGUCUGGAACCGAGGCGAUGUGCGCCGAAAUAGAAACAUCCGUCGAUCAAGAUAGCGGCAACAUCGAGAACGUUGCUGAAACGAGCAGUAACGACGAUUUGCUAGAUCAGAUACCUGUACCCUCUCUGGCGCCGGAGGAGAGAAUAAUCAGCGCGGUGGCUUGCAAUGGUGGUGUCUCUUAUACCACGGUCGCGCCGUCUGAAUUGGGUGCCGUUCCCGAGGAAGAUGAAGAAGCUGCUACUUCUUCCACACCAAGCACGGUUGUAAGUCCAGCGAGAGCACCGCUACUAGUCGAAGGCAGGGACAGAUCGCUGAGCUUCCACGAACGUGCCACGUCGAAGGACGUGAUAGACGAGCUGAAUCGAAUGAUCAGAAAGGGAGAGGAGAAUACCGUCACUCAGGAAACUCAGGUGCCGCUCGAAAAAUUGGAUCUCGCUUGCUGUUGUCCGACUGGAUGGGUUCACGUUGAACGGGACAUUGACUUUACCGACCCAAAAGCAAGAGCCAAUCUUUUAGACGUGAUGCUGGAAAGCAGUGAGAGUUCUUCGGCGACAUCGAGCAGCGGAUCAGCCGGAAGUGACUCGGGGGAUGAACCGCCUGAUUACCGUCACUUGCACAGACUACACCGAUACCGACGACAAAAGAAAGCAUCGGCGGCCCAGGCACACCGUGUGUUACGACUGCCGUCAACCUGGGGUUCAUCGAGGCCGUCGAUCAUCGGGCGAGGCGAGGAUUUCUUCGUGCGAUACGGAGACAAGGAGCGCGAAGCUGUGGCCUCUUUUGAUUUCCUCGACGAGAUCGUGGCACCCUCCACGGCAGGCUCGAACGCUAGUCUCAUCGAUUUGGAUGACACACCCUCUACAGAGCUUCGUAGCGACAUCAUGAAGCUUUCUCCUCUGUAGGACGAACUUUGACGCGAAAGUUUAUUAUAUCGUAAAAUUACAUGUCGACGCGAUGAGAACUCUCGCAAAGACAAGCGAACUAUUUUGUUUCGAACAGUAGACCACCGUGCAUGUUCCGUUGCACCAUGGUAAAUUUAAGUUGCCCCGGUCUUAAGUAUCAAAAGUUAAAUACACGUACGAAGCUAAAAUCUACGAGAAUAAAUUGUAUUAUAUCGUGGAGAGUACGUUGAUUUUUUUUAAUAACUCUUGUUACGUCGUGCGUACGCUUCUCUCUAUAUAUAUAUAUACAGCGAGUAAUUUGCAUAUAAUUUCGAUAGGAAAGUACAAGUUGAUUUUUUUUUGUACGGUGUUUUGCUAAAGGUCAGUAUAGUUUUAUCGUGACGGUAUCUAUUUAUUUUUGUUAAAUCGCUUUAAAAAGCUUCGACACGAAUUUUCGUUGAUGUAUUCGUUUUCUAUAGCAUAAAAUAUAGAGAAAAUUCGAAGAUAAUGAAAGCAAAUUUUUUUUUUUUUUUUUUUUUUUUUUUUACUUUGAAUCAUAUCUCCUUUUUUAAAUAAAUUAAAUAAUCCUGCACAAAAUAGAGUAUUAAACAAAGUAACGAAAAAAAUAUAGAUAAAAACAGGGAUUCUGAAGGUGUACAUCUUUCUUUGAUGUCUAAUUACUUAGUAUUUGUUAUUAUGUUCAUAAAUAUUGAAAUUUGUAAAUAGAAUAUUAAUUUUCUCAUAAAUAAGAAUGAUUAUUCAUUAUCUACUUACAUCUUGAAUAUCAUGUAUUAAGAUUUUUAUAAAUCUUUAAAUAUGAAUAUAAAUUAUUAUUGAGAAAUUUGCAAGGUGAAAAAUAUUGUUUAAUUUUCUGAAAACUUAGAAAUAUAAUUUCAAGAAUUAUUGGUCAUUUUCUAUUUAAAAACUUUCUUUGAACAAAACGUUAAUGGAUGAAUGUCCUUUCAAGAAUACUUUUUUUUAUCAUUUAAAUUUAUGUACAUAAAAGAUCAUAAAACAAUUUAUCUUUACUUGAAGUAUGCUCUUGCUCACAAGAUGGAAGUAGAUAUCUCAGUUAUUACAUAUACAUAAAAACUAAAGUUAACAUUGUGCAAGAGGUGGUCUAUAUAUAUAUAAAACAUACUAUUAGCGUAAUAUGUACAUUAUCAUGACAAAAAUAUCAUAGACUGGAACUAUGAUUAUACUUCACUGUACACCUGAAUAUUUCAAACAGUACUUCCAUUAACGAUCUUGUUUAUCAAGAUCAUAAGACACCGGGUGAUCUUAAUGAAAUCUACUUCUUACGCACAUAAAAUUUAAUUUACAAUUUUAACAUACGUUUCAUAAAAAAUUUUAAAGAUAUAGAGAUCGAGAUAUAACAAACCGCGAUUGAAGCGAUUGAUCUUUAAUAUAUUUAGAUAGAGUAACUGUUUCUACAUUUUUCAAACGGAAAAAUAACGCGAUGUCGCGCAUCAUCUUCCGAAAUUGAGCUUAGAAAAAUUUAGAUUAAGAGUACCGAACGAUUUUGUAUGAAUAUGAAUUUGUACUCUUUCUCGUCGAUCAUCGAUAGACGUUGAGGACAUACUACAUGGUACCCCGUUGUUAACAUGAAACACAUGUUACAUGUACGCUACAAGCGCGUAUAACUUUUUGUUCCGUCUUCAAUGCAAAUAUGAAUGUAUUACUUAUGAACUGUAAAAUAAAAUAGAGAAAAUUGAAAUUCAAACAGAUAUAUUUAACAUGUGCUUGGCGCAUGAAUCAUCGACCAUAGAAAUAACAUAAAUAAAAAAAACUCAGAACAGAGAAAUAGUAACGCUAUGAUCAAGACGCCGUACCAAGUUAGAUAAUUUCGUCAUAAUUUGUACAAGAUUCACACUACUUCAAGAACACGUAACGGUUGAGAUAAACGGUUAAUUUGUGUUUGGUCAAAUUAUUAGGAAUAAUAUAGUCCAUGUAAUGUUUAAGAUAUCAAGUCGAUAGAAAUUGAAAUAUUUUACAUGUAGAAAUAUAUUAUAUAUAUAUUUACGAUGAAUAUAUAUAUAUAUAACACGAUGAAUAUUUUCAAUAUUUGAAAUGGAGACUGUACGAAUAUAAAGUUGUAUUUUUCAUUAAUCCAUUUUUACACAGAAUUUGUUAUUGCCAUAUUAUAUUUGAGAUGAGAUUAGAGUAUUCACCUUUUAUAUGUUAAAAGAAAUAAAAAAAAAAAAGCUAUACAUAUUAUAUUGGACUUCAGUACGUUAUUAUUAUUUAAAUUUAAUGAUUCUAGAAUUUUAUUGCGUCAUUAAUUAUAAUAUUUAAUAACUACAACGAAGAAGUUCCAAACGAAAGCAACUUUUAUUCUACAGUCUCAGAGUAAUCCUUUAAUGAUAGUUAUAAGAUACGUGUAAGAUGCAUUAUAUCGAAAAUGCGAUCAUUAAAGCACUGAUCCUCUAUCCCAAUUGAAAGAAAAAAAUCCAUUGAUAAAUAUAAAACUUGUGAUUGGGACAUUGUAAAUAGUAUGUAUUAUAGCACAACAGAUGUAAGUUAUCCUCUCUUGAACUUAAUAAAUAACGACAAUAUAAUGAAUGUAAAGGCGCAUAUUCGAUGUUCAAUCUACAAAACCGUUCCUAUAAAAAUAUUAUUGAUAUAAAUACCACUAUAUAUCAGUCCACUUGAUCACAUUGUCCAUUAAGAUAAACAAAUAUUUCAAUAAAUAAUAAAAAUAAUUUAAUUAUGUGAAUGUUUCAUUUACAUGUAAAUAACUAUAAUAAUUAAACAGUAAUGCAAAAAUUAAAAUAUGAUAACAUCAAGUUUCAUAAAAAGUAAGAGUAAUUUCGCUUGGACAGACAAAAAAAGUAUGUUAAUAAUCUCAGAAGCUUGGGUACAAUAAAUUUUAUUACAAGGAAAAUAUAUAUUUCGAUAUAUUCCUUUAGAAAGUAUAAUGAAUGUGUGCUGUACAAAUAAUAAUAUAAACUGUAUUUUGUAAAAGCAUCUGAAAGCAGUGUGUAACACUUAUUUUAAAAUAUUAUUAUAAAAAUACUUCCUCAUGAUAUUCGAUUUAUUAUAGCAGAACUACAUAAUGCAUUGCGAUAUUUAACUUUUUAUUUUAUCAAAAUAUAACUUUAAUUUUGUAUUAUAAAAAAUAACUUAAUAUUCUGGUGCAUCAAUAAUAACUUUUUUUAAUUAUGUG